Cuscuta epithymum is the source of this 2586-nucleotide messenger RNA. NCBI's taxonomy places the organism in Eukaryota, Viridiplantae, Streptophyta, Magnoliopsida, Solanales, Convolvulaceae. The record is from the annotation of a GenBank genome assembly.
UUUCGGUUGGCCCUAAAACUAUUCAAAAGUAAAGAAUGGAGAUGGUAUAAAUUUGGGUAUAAGAAUCAAAGCUAGUUUUCCUUUCCCUCCUUUCCUCCAUUGUCAUUGAUCUCUAACCCUGCUGAAGUGCUGAUAGUAUCAAGUCCUCUCUCUAUCAAGAACGUUGCCAUUAACUUUUUGUGAAAGCUCCAGAAGAAGAUGGAACCCUCAGGUUUGGGCAGAUAUUGUAGUAGGGGUUGAAACAGAGUAUAAAAAUCCAAUCUUGGGGAAUAAAAGCACUUGCCCCAUAAUUAAUCAAUGACCUGGAGUUUCAUAGCCCUACCGCAAGCUGGCCUAUAUUGUCCGUGCACUCCGCUGUCCUUUUCCAGAAUCUCAACGGCGUCGCUUUUGCUUCGUUUCCAAUUCUUUUGCGGACCCACACUCGAGGAUAGAGUUUAUUCACUUGUCAUCCAUUCCAUAAUCUCCCGGGAAACAAAUUUCAUCACUAUAUAAUGGAGUGCCUGAAGAUCUUUUUCGUUAAUAUAUUCAUAAACAUUCAUUUUCAGUUUCAAAGUUUCAGCCUUUCAGGCCACUGAGCAAAAGAAGGGAAGAAAUGGAAAACUAUGAAGUCAUGGGGCAGAUAGGAAAAGGUUCUUUUGGUUCUGCACUGCUUGUGAGGCACAGACAAGAAAAUAAGAAGUAUGUGUUGAAGAAAAUACGUCUUGCUCGUCAGACCGAAAGAAACCGCAGAUCUGCCCACCUGGAGAUGGAGCUGAUGGCCAGAGCAAGAAAUCCAUAUAUUGUUGAGUACAAAGAUUCUUGGGUGGAAAAGGGCUGCUAUGUCUGCAUCGUGAUAGGGUAUUGUGAAGGCGGAGAUGUGGGAGAUGCCAUCAAAAGAGCAAAUGGAACUCUUUUCUCUGAAGAGAAGCUUUGUCAAUGGCUGGUUCAACUGUUGAUGGCCCUUGAUUACUUGCAUUCAAACCGUAUUCUUCAUCGUGAUGUCAAGUGCUCAAAUAUAUUUCUGACUAAGGAUCACAAUAUACGUUUAGGUGAUUUUGGUCUUGCAAAGGUUCUUUUUUCUGGCGAUCUUACUACUUCUGUGGUAGGCACUCCAAGUUACAUGUGCCCCGAGCUUCUUGCAGAUAUACCUUAUGGUUCCAAAUCAGAUAUUUGGUCUUUGGGAUGCUGCAUGUAUGAAAUGACUGCUCACCGCCCUGCCUUCAAAGCUUUUGAUAUGCAAGGUCUGAUUAGUAAAAUAAAUAAAUGUAUAGUUGCUCCAAUGCCAACAAUAUAUUCUGGAGCACUUCGGGGGCUGAUUAAGAGUAUGCUGAGACGAAAUCCUGAACUCAGACCAAGUGCUGCAAGUUUACUGAAACACUCACAUCUUCAGCCAUAUGUCAUGAAGAUGAGUGUGAUUUUGGACAGCCCUAGACGCCAUACUCUCCCGGCCCAGUCCAGUGAUCUCAAGUAUGCGAAAAAAACAAGACGCGUGGAGGGGUCAGAAACUGUUCAUGUGCAUACUAAUGGAGGGAGGAGAUCAUUUUGCAGUAAUAGGGCCUUGAAUCCUAGUAUUUCUGGAACUGAAUUGGACAGCCACCCAUUAUCUCAAGAUCUUAUGAGUUCUUCGGGUAUAAAUAGAUCUGAGCCGUCGGUUGGGAGUAAUGUCCAUGAUACAAGGGUUAAAAAGACCACUGUCUCAAAGUUAUCAACUGCCAUCAAAACUGCAAGAUCAAGUUCUAAUAAAACCUCUGCUGCUACUAUUAGGGGACAGUCAACUGCAUUAAAGAUAUCCAACCCUGGUUUGACCCGUGAAUUGCACCCAGUGGCAGUUAACAAACCAACCCCAUCAAAAAGAAGAGCAUCUCUGCCAUUGCCCACAAAAACUCCAAAGGUGGCCCCACCUAUCAAUCCAGCCGUCGGUCAACUGAACGGUCUGGAGUCUCAAGAUGUUUCCAUGAACGCUCCAAGAAUCAACAAAAUGGUGGACUCUCGUUCACCUUCCUCCCCAAGCUGUGACUCCUCAGUGACUAAAGACAAGUGUACAGUCCAACAGAAACUGGACGACAACACUACUCGUGAAGUUCGACAAGACGAAAGUGAAGGUUCGUCUUACAAUCCACGCAGGUUUGAUACCUCUUCAUACAAGCAACGGGCUGAAGCUCUGGAAGGGUUGCUGGAGUUUAGUGCACAGCUGUUGCAGCAAGAGCGGAUCGAUGAACUGUGGGUUCUGCUUAAGCCUUUUGGACCGGAAAAUGUUUCUCCCAGGGAAACCGCGAUUUGGCUCACAAAGAGUAUCAUGGAGAAUGCAGCUUAAUUAAACAUUUAUUUUACAAGAUGUCUUGUUUUUUGCUUUGCUUGAAAAUGAAAACCUUUGGGGAAAAGUGGAGUGCAUGAAUUACUUGUUCAUGCAAAUCUAGUGGAGAAGCAAAAUUUUGUUGUGUUCCUCUAAGUGUUUUUUAUUGUCAAUUAUACGGGCUGCAGCCCAAACUUUACACUGGCCCAAUUGUAAAUUGGCAAAACUGACAAUACGUCGUACUCGCUUGAGAAGAGCUUCUUCUCAGACUUAAGGAGUGUUUGGGUUUGAUUAAAAAAAAAAGCAUUUUUCAC